GUUAAUCAAACCCUCCAACUUUGUUUAUCAGAGUAGGAAGUAACAUUCACGAAGAGAAUUACAACAAAAUUUUCAUCAUGAAGCUGUUAUUAUUCUUAUCAUUGAGUUGUUUGUUAUUUAGCACAUGUCUUGGUGCGUCAACAACUCCACCUAAAACAACAGAUUCCCCGACGACGACGCCGAAACUGACGACAAAAGCGCCGACUCCUGCUCCGACAUCAGCCGUAACAUCAGGAAUUCUCAGGUUCCUUGGCCUAAGUGACACAACUCAGGCACCGCCUACCACAACUUUGCCCCCUGCAGAACAGUGUAAGAGGGCGAAUGACAGCUGCGAUUCCUGUAUUGGUGUUGGCAAAACCCAGUGUGUUUGGUGCCAAUCCACCAAGGCCUGUAUGCUGAAACAACACGUGAUCCCAACAUCAGAGUGUGCGUUGUCUGACGCCAGAUGGGCAGUUUGCUGGUUGAACUAUGAGGCCCUGAUAAUCGCUUGCAGUGUGAUCGGUGGGCUGCUCGUUCUGGGCCUCACCGUGUGUAUCUGCUGCUGUUGCUGCUGUAAGGGCAACAACAAGGCCAAGUAUGCCAAGGAAGAUGCCAAGUUUGAGCGCAAGAAGGCGGACCUGAAAUCUAAACAUGAAGACAAGAAAGCGGAGAGGAAAGCCAAAAAUGAUGAAAUUAGGAGAAAAUAUGGUUUGGUCAAGGACGACAACCCAUACACCAGGUUUGACGAUGGAACUGGCAACUAAACAGAAGUUAUCUCCCUUUGAUAGGAAAUGGAAUCUGCCAUACUUUUUUGUUAUAAUUUAAACAUUAACUUUACUGAAGAUCAGUGGCACCCAAAGAUAAUAAACAUAAGCUGAGAUAUAUUUGUGAAUUUGAUUGCAGUUAAGAGAUUGAAAUUACCUUAACAGUUAAAGGUAACUAAUAAUGAUAAAAAUAGUACAUACAAAGUAUAAAUAGUACAUACAAAGUAUAAAUAGUACAUACAAAGUUUGGCUGUAUAUAUUGAAAUAUUAAGUUGUGUCAAGCAGAAACUUUGAACUUAUAUUGCUUUAACAAGUCUAAGAUGAUGUAAAGAGUUAAUCAAAACAUUCCCAUGAAACGGCUUAAGAUCCAGUUGAAUUUCAAAAUGAUAACAUGGCGUGUAUUAUACACAAUUUAUUGUACACAAUUAGAUAUGCUGAAAUGAAAUGUAUUCCAAAAGAAGUAUUCCAUUUUUGUUUAAGUUAUAUGUAACUGACAUUCUGGUGGUGCUGUUAAAAAAUAUUUUUGUAAAAACAGAUGUAAGGAUUAUGCUAAGCAAUAUUUUUUUGGAAAUGUACAUAUGCUGUUUUGCUUUGAAAUGAUAAUAUUGAUCAUAUUUAAUAUUUUUAUAAUGCUCUGAAAUCAUAUCCAUUAUAUUGUUUGAAAAAUCAUUUUCUUUUCUUUAUGUGUAAAAAAUAUUUUCUAGUUUUAGUCAUUUCAAAUUCCAUUUGUUAAUGACGCAAAGCUACAGCUGAAAAGUGAAAGUAAAAGUUUAUUUUUGGCCUGUGGUUUAUAGAUGGAUGCUUUUCUCACAAUUAUUUCCAUUCCUUUUAUGGGCUUUAUUUUGAUGUACAGAUGAAUAAUAUGAAGAGAAUUUGUUGAUUGAAUGUGUUACAGUGAAAUUUUAUUCAUUGAUCGUUGGUAACUUUCAUGUUUUUGAUAAUUACAUGUUAAUUGUAAUGGUGAUUAUCACAAUUCUCCAUUUUUUACAUUUUGCGUCCUUUUACAUGACGAUCGAAAGACAGAUAUAGUAAAUAUAGUUAGAACAUAAGAUGAUGCACAAGUCUGUCUGGUAGGAAUAUUAUCCACCGAGGUCAUUUUAAUGUAUUUUUGUUUGUUUGUCAUGUUUCAAAGUUGCUUUGACUUUGUCUGUGUGUUAAGUGUUUUUGGUUUUGAUAUCAUUGGUUGGCGAGGCACAUAUGUAAUAUGUAAACCAACACACACAUACAUACAUAUACAAUUAUAAACUAGAGCUUUGAUAUUUGAACUUCUACAAAAUGAAGGGUGUCUUAUUGUUAAUUGGUGAAAAUCUAUGUGAUUUUAGCAUCAUGUCUAAUGCAUUUUACAUGAACAGAAUUGUGACUAUCCAUGCACACAUCCUUGACCUUCUGGGUCAACAAAUAGGCUCUGUCGUCCUGCGUGCAUUCACAACAAACUAUGACGUCAUAUGUGCUGCUAAUGCCAUGAUGGGUUCUGUUUGUUGCGGUUCAUUUUCAAGUCUGCUUUUGAGUUUGUUCAAUGUUUACCUGGUGAUUUUUAUCUUACAUUCAAGGUCUGUUUGUUGUUGUGCUAACAGCUGUGUGAUACUGAAACGUAGGGAAAUAAUGCUAAUUUGUUCUGAAUUGCAAACUUACUGCUUAUUCAAUCUUUAACUCGACUAAGAAUUUUUAACAGCUUCACUCAAUACAUACACAUAUAAUUAAGCAGAUUCAUAAAAAAAUGUACCAAUUUUUCAUUACUUGUAUGUUCGUAUCGUCCAUUGUUACAGUUACUGCACAUAUGUGAAUAUGUUGAAAAAAGUGGUAUUUUAAUGUUUAAUGUUACUCGCCGAAAAAUCAUCCUGUUACCUUUUAUGAUGCUGUAACUUCUUUACAUUAAAAAUCUAACAUUUUUA
Mya arenaria is the source of this 2635-nucleotide messenger RNA. Its product is annotated as pituitary tumor-transforming gene 1 protein-interacting protein-like. The record is from RefSeq and is a predicted model, not a curated record. The transcript is spliced from 9 exons. Gene Ontology annotation, biological process: protein import into nucleus. NCBI's taxonomy places the organism in Eukaryota, Metazoa, Mollusca, Bivalvia, Myida, Myidae. Gene Ontology annotation, cellular component: nucleus; cytoplasm. Bases 78 to 743 code for a protein of 221 amino acids.